Messenger RNA from Chenopodium quinoa (quinoa), 3524 nucleotides. RefSeq lists its product as uncharacterized. The coding region runs from base 88 to 1077 and encodes 329 amino acids. Lineage: Eukaryota; Viridiplantae; Streptophyta; Magnoliopsida; Caryophyllales; Amaranthaceae. The record is from RefSeq and is a predicted model, not a curated record. Gene Ontology annotation, molecular function: polyubiquitin modification-dependent protein binding. The transcript is spliced from 3 exons. Gene Ontology annotation, cellular component: nucleus.
CCAAAAAUACUACCGAAUAUCGGUGCGAAUUAGUCCACUCUUAGAGACCAGGCAAAUAUAAACAAAACCAUUCCCAACAAUUUGAAAAUGGCCCCGAUCCCACAAUCCGGCGGACAAAACAAACAUCACCCUGUCUCUGACCCACUCCAACUCCCCAACUUCACCACCUCUCUUUCUCUCUCCUCCUCCUCUUCCGCCAUGGAUGACCUUCCAUUGCAGAAGGUAACCAUCUCAGGCCCAACCCUUUCUUCCCUCAUCAACCGCUUCGCUUCUUCCCCAUCAAACACUCAAGGCCUUCUCUUCGGCAAAUUCUCUCUCCAUACUUCUUCUCUCUCCGACGAAUCCCCUUCUCCUUCUCUCUCUCCUUCCUCUCUCAUCGCCACCAUUACCGGGUUCAUCUCCUCCGGCAACUCCUCCGGCAACUCCUCCGGCGACCUCGCUUCCCUCCUCCGCCGUACCCACCACCGCCACGUCAUCGGCUGGUUCUCCGGUCGCCGGAGAUCCCCGCUUCGUCCUUCGCUUCACGAGUUCGCUGUCUCGCAAUCGCUCUCUUCUGAAUCUCCUCGUGUUUUUCUUCUCCUAACGACGCCGUUUAAUGAUACCCAAUCCCUGAUUCAUACUCAUGAGUAUAGGGUUUAUCAUUUCGUUCGAUUGGAGAAUUCCUUCGAAACGACGCCGUUGGAUGUGGUUAACAUUGGACCUGCGUUUCGAGGGCAGUAUGGUGCGUUUUCCCCGAAUUCGGAGCUUCCCUGCUUGCCCUGUAAUUUUCAAGGUGGGUCCCCUAUGAAGGAGGAUGAGAAGGAGAGAGAGAAUAUGAAUUUGAAGGAGAUGAAGAGGGUUGCCAAGGAUCAGAAGGAUUUGGAGGCGUACGCCGCGGCCGGGUACGAGUUGGGGAGUUUGAGUAGGUUGGUGGGAUCAGAUGCUGUGAGUUAUGUGAGUGGAGUUGAGGAGUUGUAUGAGAAGAUGCUUGCUAAGCUUGAUUGCUUGGCUACUCAAGUUGAGGGAUCUUCUUCUAAAGUUCUUGAGAUGGAAAUUCAUAACAUGAAGUUGAGGCACAAAGUUGCUGGGCUUGAAUGAUUGGGAAUUGUGGAUAUAAUUGGGCAUUUUUUUGUUCUGGUACCAGAUUACAGAUACCCUUCUAAGAGGAAUAGUUUCAGCCAACAUUGCUCUGCAUUAUUGGGCUGUUAUGGAGACAUUUUAUUUCAAGCUGUAGACUCUUAAUAAAAAUUAAAUUUGGUACUUUUGAAUUUUGGCCAGGCUUUUUUCUUUGUUUGAUAGUAUAUUGACCAAAUAAACAAUUGGAGUUGUAAUAGUGAUCUAGUAGGCCUGAAGUAACACCUACUUUUGCUUUUGAGACUUUAUAAAUUGCUUCUAUAGCUCUAUACCUAUACAAAAACUGGUUGUUAGGGAUCCAUUUAAACAGGCCUGAGGAUGAUAAGUUUAAACCAGCAUUUCCGAGAGAGCUUGAUCUGCUCCGUCAUUUUAUAUGGUUGGGAUUCUUGGGAAUGUAAAAACCAUCUAUGUUUAGUUCUAACCAGCCUAACCUAAUUUGCUCUCACCCUCCUUUGAAGUUUGCAAAAGGCGAACUAUAUCAGCAAAUUGGUAAUAUUGUCCCAAGAUAACAAUUUAGGUAGUGAAUUGCUAACCCAUAGAAAGUUUCCAUAUUUGGGAAGUGUCCGCUAACGGUCGGUUUAGGAAAGUGUGUCGCUUAAGAAAAAAAAAAUGGGGUAUUAUAUUCAUCGGUCUCAUAAUUGUUAGUGUUGACAUUGUUGAAAUUGUGUCUUCUCACACCAUUUGUUUUUGUUAGAACCAAUUUUUGAAGGUUUUCUUAUGUGUUAGAUAGUUACAUAAUAUUUCUCCCUAUUGUCAUUUUGCUUAGGUGAAUGCUGUCCACAUAUGGCUGCAAAAUUUAGACUUUAAUUGAAAAGACAUUAAAUUAUAUGGUCAUGGAUUAUGGAAAUCACAUAGAGGAAAGUAUUAGGGGGUGUUUGGUUUGGGGUGUUCAUUUAAGGUUAAGGGAAUGAAAUGACAUGAUUCACUUUGGAAUAAUUUAUUCGGCCAUUUUUGUGAUAUCCUUUACCUUCUUUUCUUUUCACUUCCCCACCCCCACUCCCACCCCCUCAGUUAUUUCCAUUUUCUUUCCCCACCCAUUACCCCUUCUAUCUCUUUCCUUUCAAACCCUAAAACCCCAUUAAUUGCCCUUCCUUUCCUAAACUUUGACGAGUUCCCUCCAACCAUCUCCAACCACUAUUCAUAAUUUGAUUUUCUAUGUUGAAUUUAACUGUCAAAGGAAAUCUGCUAGUAGUUCAUUUUCAGAAAAGAUACCAGGCUAAUUUCUUUCCUUUCCCCUUGUUUUCCUUAUUUGGAUUCCAUUCUGUGUACCCUACCUGAUUGUCAGAAUUAAAAGCCCCCCUAAAUUCUGUCAACCAUUAAUAGUUGGAACACUUUUGAAAGUUUUUCCUUGAUGAAUGUAUAAGAUAGUCCCAUAUGUAAUAGUUCUCCCUUAUUGUCAUUUAGUUGAGAUAUCCUAACCAUAUAUUACAAAGAGUACGGAAUAUGGAUCAUGGGAAUUAGAUUAUAGGCACUUGUGGGAAUUAGUUUUUCGGAGAACAGUGCUGGUUAUUCUCUUCUGUUCAUUCCUUCCGAUUCCCUGUACCUCGGAUCUAUUCUUUUGUAUGGUAGCUGCUUUAUUAUCUACCUUUUCCAUCAUGGGCACAUUUGUUGUAUGAAUUUUGGAAUUUUGAGUGAUGGCAAUGUCUAUUACAUCAGUUGUUAAUAAAUUAAAUGCUUAAGCUAUUUUCUAUUCUAAUUAGUGAUUGUAGUAAAACAUGAUGUGUUUGAGGAGGCUUGGUGUCUAUUCUUUAGGUCCUUUGUUCUUGUUAUCCUUAUGCUCCUCAUUGUUCUGGUUUUUGCCUGUUUUAACAUGUAAUGGUAUAGACUGUGUACAAAUAAACUGUGAGGGAUCUGAGAAAUUGUGUAUUGUUGCAAUGUCAUUCUUUUGAGCAAUGGAGAAAUAGAAGGGUGAUGGCUUUUCUUAUUUUUGCUUACCUACUGAUCUUUGCUUCAGUGUGAAAGCCUGAGGUUUACCUACAUCUGAGAGACAGCCUUUCAUUAUGAUAUCGAAGAGUAUUGCAGAAGCAAGGGGUCAUAGAGGUUAUUAAGGAGAGUUAGAGUGUCAAUUUUGGAAAUCUUAUCAAACACUUAAUGAGUAAAAUGGCUCUAAAGGUCAAGACUUUUCUGAUCCUUGGGGAUCUCACAUGGUUACUUGAGGUGAUAUUGUAAGAGCAUGUUUAAUGGAGGGGAUUCAUGAAUCCCCUUAAUUCUUCUCUCUCCUUCUCUCCUUUUGACACAUCAUUUCUCUUUCUUCCACAUCAUUUUCCACAAUCUCCAUCCUCUUCCUCUUCCUCUUUCUUUAUUUUUUCCCACAACAAAGGGGAUUCAUGAAUCCCCUUCCUUUCUAUUUAUUAACCAACUUCUAUUUUAGAUAUUUGUAAAUUUUAAUAUAAUUAGAUUAAUGACAAUUU